Molecule: messenger RNA, 3548 nt
Organism: Lineus longissimus
Lineage: Eukaryota; Metazoa; Nemertea; Pilidiophora; Heteronemertea; Lineidae
Product: sal-like protein 1
Exons: 5
Coding region: 102-1637 (511 amino acids)
Biological process (GO): regulation of DNA-templated transcription
Molecular function (GO): DNA-binding transcription factor activity, RNA polymerase II-specific; RNA polymerase II cis-regulatory region sequence-specific DNA binding
Source: RefSeq, a predicted model, not a curated record
CUGUCAAACCUCAGAUGGAAAAAUGCAGAAGCCAGAAGGGUUUUCUUGAUGUUUUUGCUGUUUUGGCAUCAAAUAAACCAUUAUCGUGAGGUCACUGUGUGAUGAUAUAUAGAGGCAUGCCAGAAUCCCAAGAAGAAAAUAGAUGCCUUCAGUUGGAUGACAUGCAGCAGGAACUUCAUAGUAAAGGCAAUGUAUUAACCAGGGCGUGGUCAGAAUUAUUCAGUUAUCUGACAAAAUACCAGGCAGAACUCAUGGUAAAAGAACACGCUGUCGAAAUUGCAGAAAAAGAGGUUGAUAUUCGCAAAAGACAAUUGGAAGAAAUGCGACCAGUUGAAGAGAUGGGCAGUGAAGAAGUCACACAGUUAAGGAAUGAGAUUCAAGCGAAGGAGAGACUCUUAAACAGAGCACAGUUAGAACUUUCAGCCUCGGAACAGACUGUGAAACAAAUUUCAUCAGAUUUAUCAAACCAUGUCCAAAUGGUUGAAAAUUCGCGAUCAGAACUCAGUGAAACACAAAAGGAGUUGGUGCGAUUUAGAAACGAUUGUGAAAGAUUGAAAUCUGAGUUAGCUUUGACCAACGAACAGGUGCAGGUGAAGGAUAAACUUUUAAAUAAACUACAAAACCAGCUGAUGAAGGAGAACGCAGAACUAAAAGAGCAAUUGGACUUCAGUUUGCGAGCCCUGGAACUCGAGAAGAGGGCACAUGAAGUAACAAAGAAAUCAUUGCGAGAAAAAGACAAAUCGGAUCAUACUCUGUCCAGUGCCACCUCCCGCAGCACAAUGGAAAUUCCUGACUUCACACCUUCAUUGGACCUUUCUGUUGUAAGGGACGAUUUUGGCUUAUCAAACAUCAUACCACAGCAUGGGAGCAACAAAACACCUAAUUCACCGAGCACCGGGCCAAACUUAGACUCAUUUAUAUCACAUCCAUCCAACCAGUGUACAGUCUUUCCAGCUUGGACACCAUUGGGUUCUCCAUUGAAAUCGCCGCCCAUAUCAUCACCAUUAUCAAAACCUAGCAUAAGUGCGACCAAUACUGCCAUUAGUUCACCCAACACUUCUUACAAUUCCACCGAGACUUUCUUUCCAUUGACUACUGGCAUGAGUCAUGAAAGAAACUCGAAAACUGCCAUCGUAGACAUGUCCACUUAUGGUGAGAUGCAGUUGAACACAAACUUGAAAAGUCCUACCUCGGUUUCUGGGUCCGUCGUGCCAGUGUUGAAUGUGCCUAGUCUUGGGAGUAUGGAUAUAACAUCAGUGGCUAGUUCAUCCGGAGCAUAUUCAGAUGGAAAGCAGUACCCAAAACCGAACAUAAAAGUGGAGGACUCUGACAGAAAAGUCAUCACAUGUGGCAUUUGUGGCAAGGUGCUGUUCACGCCAAGUGGAUUCAAGCUCCAUCUCUUGUCUCAUACGGGGGAGAGACCUCACCAAUGCACAGUCUGUGGACGUAAAUUCCUCCAGAGGUCAACCCUGAAGACGCAUGUGAAAGGAGUCCAUUCGUCCUACCGGCCGUAUUCCUGUAAUAUUUGCGGGACGCACUGUCUCACCAAACAGAAUUUUGAGUCUCAUUUGAAUACUACGACACACCGUAGGAAGAAGUUAAUGCAGCUGAAGAGAGAACAUCCUGAAUUAAACUGAAAUGUACACAGACUUGUCUGUUCAGUUCGGUGGAAUGACAGAUGUGGGGACCAAUAGUAUUAAUUGAAAUUUCAUACUGAAGUAACGAAUAUCACCAUUCUCUGAUGUACAAGUAUCGAUGAUGCACAUAGCAGUGAAAAUAUUCAUGUAAAUGCACAGACUGCAUGCUGUGGAGAAGUCAUAUUCAACAAAGAAACCGUGCAUACAUGUUCCGAGAUGGAUGCAUUUGUUUGGACAUUGUGUGCUCAUAUUUGGCCAAUGUUAUUCUGUCAGCCUUAUUUUGGACAACAACAAUGCACUGUGGGCCUGAGAAUGCGGCAGCGUGUCCUCUCAUUUGAAAGUUGUCUGUUGUCGUCACUUUAACGACAAAAGGACAUUCUACCACAAUAUCAGAUACUGUAAACCUAGAAAUUUUCACUACAGUUUAAUUUUUACUAUUUUCGCUAAUAGAGGGUCAGACGCCAAAUUUCAUCUCGUGAAAAUUUCCUCUCGAAUGCAUAUACCUUUAAGUUAUGAUCUUAAACACUGUAUUUAAUCCUCGUGAAUCCCGAAAAGGUCAAAAUCACUAACAUUUAAAGUUGUGAAAAUUUUCAGGUUUACAGUAUUCACUCCUGUCACACUUAUGCUUGUUGAAGAUAAGACUUGCAGUGUAGCAUUCUGAUACCAAUUAACUAGUCUAGGUUGGGUAGUGUAUUUUGAUCAGUUCAAAACAAACUCAUGGGUGAGAAGCCUAAUAUGUGCGGGAAGAGGAUUCUAUAUGUGCCAAUAUGUAAACGUAAUAAGUUAGUACGUCUUUUUAAGGAUGCAGAUGACACGUCAGGGUAGAUUACACUUGCACACAAGGAUUACAGAGUGAGAGUUAUGAUCCUCUAGUGUUUUUGGUUGUCGGUUACUUUCCAGGUUUGAAAAUAUUACUGUUCAUCGAGUGGAAGAGAUCUAUUUUAAGGUUCGAAGUGUUCCUGCUAAUCUCAUGUAAUAACUAUGAUUCAUGUGCCUAUUUUACAAGCAUUAAUGAAAUUAUUGUGCCAACCAGAUUUAUGAUAAACUGUGCCAGGAUCCUUUUGAUCUGGUUUGGACCUUCUCAAGAAGAGUACAUGUCUGUGACGACUUUCAGAGGCUGUGGAUUUGGUUUGUUGUGCACUGUUGUACACAAUUUAAGUGUAAAAAGCUUCUGUGUGUCCAAUUUGUUUGAGUCUGCACACAUGCAUGGAAACCUCAGUGAGGUUCCUACAGUACGUUACGACUAUGUUAGAGUUGUUGGCUACUCAUGACUGUAAGGGUUCCAGACUGCCAUAAUAAUGAUGUUAUAUUCCGACCUGCUCUGUAAGGAAUAGUCAAUAAUUCUAUGUACAUACUUGUAUUGUAUACUGUAUACUGCACAGCAAUAUUGUUCACAUUUUUGACGGAACAGAGUAGGCCUAGACAAUCACCUGUAACUGGCUUUGGGUCAAAUCCAAAAGUAAGAAUCAUGAAAAUUUUUAUCUCACAUUUUGCAUGGAAGCUCUGUUGAAGUGGUAUCGUGCUUAUUAGUCUUGUGUAAUAAUUUUAGAUCUAGUUAAUUUUUCUGAGUGCUUCUGUCUCCAUCUCGAUGUUAUUUUGUUUUAAAGUCUACUUUAGUAGGCCAACUAUUAAGAAGUGGCUGCUGCUAGUCGAUGUUGGGCCAGGCUCACUAGCUGUUGAUCCAGUAAUACUUGUUUGAGGAUUUUGAAUAAACGCCACGAUUGGCGGAAGUUGGAACAAAUUUUCCAGAUUUUGUUCCCAGUUACACAUGCGCAUGAAUAAGAACACCAAUGAUCUCAUUCAUGAGCAUGCGUAAUCAGAUUCAAAAUCUGGAUAUUUUGAAACUUCUGCCGAUCAUGAGGCAGAUUCAAAGUCCUCAAAGGAAUAUUCUAUCCAUAUGAUGUAAGUCAA